Molecule: messenger RNA, 2128 nt
Organism: Gambusia affinis (western mosquitofish)
Lineage: Eukaryota; Metazoa; Chordata; Actinopteri; Cyprinodontiformes; Poeciliidae
Product: gastrula zinc finger protein XlCGF57.1-like
Exons: 3
Coding region: 401-2122 (573 amino acids)
Biological process (GO): regulation of DNA-templated transcription
Molecular function (GO): DNA-binding transcription factor activity, RNA polymerase II-specific; RNA polymerase II cis-regulatory region sequence-specific DNA binding
Source: RefSeq, a predicted model, not a curated record
UCUGAAAUUGUGGUUGUUGGAUUAAAUCAAAUUGAUGAGAAACAAUGGAUUUACAAAGAAUAUAGUUACAAUAAAAUGAUGUUUACAUGUAGGAUCCAAGAGAUGGCACUGGUGCAACUAUUUGGAUGCAAACUGCCGUAAAACUAAGGAAGAAGAAAUCCGGUCACAAUCAGAAGAAAAAGAAAAAGUAUUAAGCAGCUCCAACACUCCGUGAGAGACCAGUUAGCCGCCGAGCUAGCUGAGAAGCUAACUCCCAGGAGAAGAAGGAGCCAGUUUCUAUUUAAGACAAAAGCACAAAAAACGGUUCAUAAGGUGACUAUUGGACAUGUUUGGACGUUGUGUGGCCACCAGCUCUUCUUCUGAGGAAUAAAAAUAAGACUAUCCGGUCUCCAGCAGCAUCAUGUCUGAUCAAUUCUUAAUCCAACAAGAAAGAAAUACCAUUUAUGACCACAAUUUACCAAACAAUGUCAAGAUGAAAGAGAAACCAGAUCCACAGCAGAUUACAGAGAUUAAGGAGGAACCAGAAUAUCAACCGAUCAAAGAAGAACAAAUUGAGCUCAACGUCUCUCAUGUCAAGAAAUCUGUAGUGAAGCAGGAAGCUGACACCUUUAUGGUGGCUGCUGGUUGGGAGGAAAUAUGCCAGAGCACACCUGAACCGCAGAAAAUGACGGCGACAAAGGAGGAACCAGAACAGAUUAUAGAGGAAUUACAGGAACCUGAACAGAUUAAAGAGGAAUUACAGGAACCUGAACAGAUUAAAGAGGAACUGCAGGAACCAGAACAGAUUAAAGAGGAAUUACAGGAACCUGAACAGAUUAAAGAGGAACUGCAAGAACUCUACAUUAAUCAGGAGGAAGAUCAGCUUGUAGUGAAGCAGGAUUCCUUCAGUGAAACUCCUCUCUAUGAGAACGAAGCUGAAGACCAACAUGAGGACAGAGGCAAUGAUGGCGACCAGGAAUUGGAUGAAAAUCGAGAGCCGAUGAAUCAGAGCGACAGUGUUGACUGUUCUAAACUCAAAAAGCUCCAGAAAAAAACACGUUCUUGUAAAAUUUGUGGAAAACAUUUCAUCAGGAAAACUUCCCUGAAUUUUCACAUGAGAAUCCACACCGAAGAGAAACCGCAUAGCUGUGAAGUCUGCAGUAAGUCUUUCAUCCAUAGCAGCCAUUUGGUUCGUCACAUGAGGAUCCAUACAGGUGAGAGACCGUUCUCAUGUAAGGUCUGUGGAAAAAGUUACAUUGACAGAAGUAGCUUAAACGCACACAUCAGAACUUACCUGGGAGAGGGUUGUAGAUUGUACAAUAAAUCUUCCACCAAGAAUCAAGAUCUGGUUUGUCACAUUAGACACCAUGAAGCCAGGAAGCCGUUCUCGUGUCCCAUCUGUGGAAAAAGCUACACAACCAAAAGCAGCCUAAAAACACACAGCCUAGUCCACGGUGGCCAGAAGCCGUUCUCGUGUGGACUGUGCGAUAAAUCUUUUACAAACAAAGGAGAUAUGGUUAUUCACAUCAGAGUCCAUACAGGUGAGCGGCCGUUCCCUUGUGCAUCGUGCAAUAAAUCUUUUAUAAGCAAUAGAGAUCUGGUUCGUCAUGUCAAACUGCACAAAGCUGAGAGACCGUUCCUGUGUACUACCUGUGGAAAAUCCUACACUGACAAUCGCAACCUUAAAUCACACAGAAGAGUUCACCUGCAGGAGAAGCCAUAUCCCUGUGACCUGUGUGCCAAAUCCUUCGUAAACAGGACCGACUUAAUCCGCCACCGGAGGACUCACACAGGCGAAAAACCAUUUUCAUGUGAAUGGUGUGGGAAAUUAUUUACUAACAAAUACACUAUGUUAAAACAUGCAACAACUCACACAGACAAGACACCUGAGGCGCUGUUUCCUUGUAAUGUUUGUGAUGCAUCUUUUACUGACAGCAUUCAGCUGGAUGAUCACCUGAGGAGCCACACAGGUGAGCAGAGCUUCUCAUGCGUCACCUGUGGGAGGAAGUUCUCCAAACCAUACAGUCUGACGAUGCACAUCCGGACUCAUACAGGAGAAAAGUCGUAUUCCUGUGAACUGUGUGGUAAAUUAUUCACUGCCAAAUAUAAACUGACUGCACAUAUAUGUGAAAAUAAACCUUAGAAAAGA